This is a messenger RNA of Closterium sp. Naga37s-1, 531 nucleotides long. Lineage: Eukaryota; Viridiplantae; Streptophyta; Zygnematophyceae; Desmidiales; Closteriaceae. The record is from the annotation of a GenBank genome assembly.
AUGAUCAGGUUCUUGCGCAUCCACCAAGGGACGCGCGCCUUCCUGCGGAGUCCCGAGUUGCACGACGAGAAGGCGCUGCAGGCGUUGCGACCAGCGUGCACGCGUUUUGGGUCGCAGUAUGACGUAGUGUCCCGUCUUUGCAAGAUUCACCCGCAGCUGAUGCAGAUGGUGGUGUACGACGAUUGGAAGGGGAGUGGGAGGAAGGCGACAGAGGAGCAGUUCGAGGGGUGGGUGAUGGAUGGGGUGUGGUGGAAGAAGGCGGAGUUCUUUGUGCAGGUCAUGGAGCUGCCGUUCAUUGUGAUGAGGAGGACAAAUUCGGAGGCGAAGGGGAUGAUGGGAGCAAUCUACAAUAUCAUGCUGCAGCCGACAGAUGAGUUGACGACACUGCUGGAUAGCGAGGAGUGUCGGCUGAAGGAGGAGGAGACGGAGGAGGGGUACAAGUUGGAGGAGGAUGGGGAGGUGGAGGUGGAUGAGGACGACGUGUGUGUGGAUGAGUACAUGCAAGGGGAGGGCAAGGAGGGCGGGGAGUAG